AUGACGAAUCAAGACCAAAAAGUGGCUUAUGAUGAGAUUAUGGGUGCAGUACAUGAUUGCGUCGGUGGAUUCUUUUUUGUUUAUGGUUACGGUCAGGUUCUGUUGAACGUUGCCUCAAGUGGAAUGUCCUCAUUAUUGUUGCCUAAUGGAAGAACUGCGCACUCGCGCUUUAAGGUUCCAUUAAGCAUUGGUGAAGACUCGAUUUGCGACAUAAAUCCUGGUUCAUCGCUUGCAAGACUCAUCUCAUUUUCGAAGUUAAUAAUUUGGGACGAGGCUCCAAUAUUAAUCGUUGUCCUUAGCGAGGAUUUUCGACAUAUUCUUCCAGUGGUUCCGUUUGGAUCAAGCGAAGAUAUUGUUCGUGCUUGCAAGGUGUUAGAGUUACGUCAAAAUAUGAGGCUCUCUAGAGAUUAUUUGAAUUGCCAUGAUAAAGAGACCAUGGAUUUUGCUACAUGGUUGCUACAGGUUGGUGAUGGAUUGUUUGGGGACAAUAUAGCUGGGGAAUCCAAAAUACAAACACCUCAUGAGUUUCUUUUAACAUCUGAGAAAUCUUUAAUAGGCGAUUUAGUUGAUUUUGCCUUUCCUAAUAUGCUAAAUUCACUGUCAAAUUAUGAUUUUUUCAAGAAAAGAUGUAUUUUGGUUCCUACUCUCGAUGUCGUGUCAGAAGUUAACACCUAUGUCAUGUCACUGAUUCCUAGUGAGCGCAAAGAAUAUUUGAGUUCUGAUUAUGUGUGUACAGAGGAAGGUAACAUGGAAGCUGAACUAUACACGAUGAGUCCAGAGAUGUUGAAUUUGAUUAAUUUUUUAGGAAUUCCACAACACAAGUUAGAACUCAAGUUUGGUGUUCCCAUAAUGCUGUUACGAAACAUUGAUCAAUCAAAUGGGUUAUGUAAUGGAAUAGAGCUCCAAGUUUGGCGACUUGGAGAUCAUGUUGUGGAAUGUUUGAUUCUUAUAGGUCGCAACGUUGGCGAUGUUGUCUUGAUUCCUCGCAUGAAUUUGGUCCCUAACAACAAAAAACUAGCAGUGAAAUUUACACGUAGACAGUUUCCAUUGAUGCUGUCUUUUGCAAUGACAAUAAAUAAGUCUCAAGAAUAG
Messenger RNA from Arachis stenosperma, 1092 nucleotides. RefSeq lists its product as uncharacterized. The record is from RefSeq and is a predicted model, not a curated record. The coding region runs from base 1 to 1092 and encodes 363 amino acids. Lineage: Eukaryota; Viridiplantae; Streptophyta; Magnoliopsida; Fabales; Fabaceae. Gene Ontology annotation, biological process: telomere maintenance; DNA repair. Gene Ontology annotation, molecular function: DNA helicase activity. The transcript has 3 exons.